AGCCCGCUCCGUGCUCCCACCGCAGCGGCCGUCACGGUCCUGCCUGCUGACCAUUCGGGGAGGGUCAGCCAGCCUGAAUCCCGCACGCUUCACUUCCUUGAUCCCAGCAGCCAUUUCUCGGAGGAGACAGCCGGGCCGGAGAGGGUGGUGAGUGGUCCCUUGUCCGGUCGGGUCCCACCAGCCCUCGGGUCGGGUGCAGGCCGCCAGGACCUCACGGCCACUGUCCCCGCAGCCCGUCCUGCCCCAUGUCCGUCUGGGCCGCCCUGCUCCUGCUCUGGGCGGCCGCCGAGGCCUCCGAGGACUGCCCCGCCGCGUGCGCCUGCCGCGCCCUGGACACCAUGGGGCUCCUGGUGGACUGCAGGGGCCGGGGACUCGCGGCGCUGCCCGCCCUCCCGGCCCACACGCGCCACCUCCUGCUGGCCAACAACAGCCUGCGCUCAGUGCCCCCGGGCGCCUUCGACCACCUGCCGCAGCUGCAGAGCCUCGACGUGGCGCACAACCCCUGGCGCUGCGACUGCGGCGUCAUGUACCUGCGCCUCUGGCUGGAGGACCGCGCGCCCGCGGAGCUGCUGCGCGUGCGCUGUGCCGGCCCCGGCCCCGCCUCCGGCCGCGCGCUCGGCCAGCUCAGCGGCUCCGAGCUGGGCAGCUGCGGCUGGAGCCUGCGGGCGUCCUGGGCCGACUCGGGGCCCUGGUGGGACGCGGCGCUGGCCGUCGUGGCCGCGCUGGGCCUGGCUCUCCUGGCGGGCCUGCUGUGCACCGUCUCCGUGCCCCGGGACUGAGCCGGUGCCCCCCGGGUCACCCCGGCCCCGGCCCUGGGCAUUCCAACCACCGGUAGCUCAAAAUAAACUAGCGGCUCAGCCUU
Balaenoptera ricei (Rice's whale) is the source of this 862-nucleotide messenger RNA. It is a transcript of the gene GP9, whose product is annotated as glycoprotein IX platelet. Gene Ontology annotation, molecular function: protein binding. The transcript has a single exon. The record is from RefSeq and is a predicted model, not a curated record. Lineage: Eukaryota; Metazoa; Chordata; Mammalia; Artiodactyla; Balaenopteridae. The coding region runs from base 246 to 779 and encodes 177 amino acids.